GGUUUCCCGUCAUCAAACUUCGAUAGAAAAACCAUGAAGACGGUAUUCUUAUUAGGAUUUCUAUUCCUUUACUCAAUUGGAGUGUUUUCAGAGGAAGAUAAAAAAGAUGUUAAAUACGGAACUAUCAUAGGUAUCGAUCUCGGUACUACUUACUCAUGUGUAGGUGUUUACAAAAAUGGACGAGUUGAAAUCAUCGCUAACGACCAAGGUAACCGAAUUACUCCAUCCUAUGUAGCGUUCUCCGGUGACUCUGGUGAACGUUUGAUUGGUGACGCUGCAAAGAAUCAGCUUACCAUUAAUCCCGAGAAUACCGUUUUCGAUGCGAAACGGUUGAUCGGUCGAGAUUACAUGGAUAAAACUGUGCAGGACGACAUCAAGCUCUGGCCAUUCAAGGUGGACAACAAGAACAACAAGCCGAUGGUUUCCCUGAAAGUGGGCCAGGAAAUGAAGCAGUUUGCCCCCGAAGAGAUUUCCGCCAUGGUCUUGACGAAAAUGAAGGAAAUCGCUGAAUCCUAUCUCGGCAAGGAAGUGAAGCACGCCGUUGUUACCGUACCAGCCUACUUCAACGAUGCUCAACGUCAAGCAACAAAGGACGCAGGAACGAUCGCUGGAUUGAAUGUUGUCCGAAUUAUCAACGAGCCCACUGCCGCCGCUAUCGCCUACGGUCUUGACAAGAAAGAAGGAGAGCGCAAUAUCCUGGUAUUCGAUCUGGGAGGUGGAACCUUUGAUGUAUCCAUGCUGACUAUCGACAAUGGUGUCUUCGAAGUGUUGGCAACGAAUGGUGACACUCAUCUUGGAGGAGAAGAUUUUGAUCAACGUGUCAUGGAGUACUUUAUCAAGAUUUACAAAAAGAAGACCGGCAAGGAUAUCCGCAAAGACAAUAGGGCCGUACAGAAGUUGCGUCGUGAAGUCGAGAAAGCUAAGCGAGCUCUGUCGACUCAACAUCAGGUGAAAGUUGAGGUGGAGUCGCUUUUCGAUGGUGAAGACUUCUCGGAAUCGCUUACUCGUGCCAAGUUCGAAGAGCUGAACAUGGAUCUGUUCCGUGCCACGUUGAAACCCGUCCAAAAAGUCCUCGAAGACUCAGACCUGAAGAAGGAAGACGUGCACGAGAUCGUACUUGUUGGAGGCUCUACUCGUAUCCCGAAAGUACAGCAACUUAUCAAGGACUUCUUUAACGGUAAAGAACCAUCUCGCGGUAUCAAUCCCGAUGAAGCUGUAGCUUACGGUGCUGCUGUACAAGCUGGAGUAAUCAGUGGCGAAGAGAGUACCGGCGAUAUUGUUCUUUUGGAUGUGAACCCACUCACCCUCGGUAUUGAGACCGUUGGUGGUGUCAUGACAAAGCUCAUCACCCGUAACACUGUGAUUCCCACAAAGAAAUCUCAGGUCUUCUCCACAGCAGCCGAUAAUCAGCCAACUGUGACUAUCCAGGUGGAGGCACGUAACGAACUCGAAUCUUACGCGUAUUCUCUCAAGAAUCAGAUUGGUGACAACGAGAAGUUAGGUGGAAAAUUGGAUGCCGAUGAUAAGAAAACGAUCGAAACGGCUGUAGAAGAAACGAUUAGUUGGUUGGAAAGCAACCGUGAAGCAUCAGUAGAUGAUCUCAAGGAGCACAAGAAGGACUUGGAAAGCAAAGUGCAACCGAUCAUCAGUAAGCUUUACAAAGAUGCUGGUGGUGGUGCCGGUGGUGAUGAAGGAGUACCCCCGACUGAGGACAAAGAUGAGCUAUAG
Molecule: messenger RNA, 1728 nt
Organism: Haemonchus placei
Lineage: Eukaryota; Metazoa; Nematoda; Chromadorea; Rhabditida; Trichostrongylidae
Source: the annotation of a GenBank genome assembly